CUUAUGAUCUUUAAACAUGGCAGCAUUAAAUGCAUGUAGUGCUCUUGUGACAGGGUCCAACCGAGGCUUGGGUUUAGAAAUGAUCAAGCAGCUCUUGGAGGCCCAUUGCUCAAAAGUAUUUGCUGCAUGUCGUGACCCUGAUGGGCCAAAUUCUGAGGUGCUAAGAGAACUGGCUAAAAAGAAUCCAGAUGUUGUCACCCUUGUGAAGCUUGACAUUGCUGAUCCAUGCAGUAUCAAGGAAUCUGCCAAGAAAGUGGGUUCUUUACUGGGGGAGAAGGGUUUGAACCUGCUUGUGAAUAAUGCUGCAAUCUUGCCCCAAAAAACCAUGCUGACUGCUACUGUUGAGGACAUGCACAAUGCCUUCAACACAAAUGUGAUAGGACCUUUGUUUGUCAUCAGGGAGUACCUGCCGUAUCUGCGAGCAGCAGCUAAAGCCAAUGGCAAACCAGGGAUGUCAUCUGAUAAAGCAGCUGUGAUAAACAUCUCCACAGAUUCUGCAUCCAUGAGCAUGAUCCCAUCAAUGGAAGACCCAUUCCCAUUCUUUCCAUACAGUAUCAGCAAGGCAGGUCUUAACAUGCUGACUGUAUACACUGCUAGAGAUUUAAAGGAGGACGAGAUUCUCUGCAUUUCUAUUCACCCAGGAUGGGUGAGGACAGACAUGGGAACCAAUGAGGCAACACUCAACACCAGAGAAAGUGUGGAGGGGAUGCUGCAUGUCAUUGGCAGCCUUACUGAGAAAGAAAGUGGUGGAUUCUUGGACUACACUGGAAAAACAAUGCCCUGGUAAAACAGAGGAACAACCAGAAACAUUUACAUAAGUUUAUCAAAAGGCCAAUUGAGAUGCAUAUUGUUCCUGUAAUAAAUGUGUUGAUAAAACAUUAAUAAAUGUUCAUGAUAACCUCAUUCUUAUGUUACGUAAAAUAAAGCAAUCAAACCAA
This is a messenger RNA of Danio aesculapii, 938 nucleotides long. RefSeq lists its product as uncharacterized. The transcript is spliced from 6 exons. The record is from RefSeq and is a predicted model, not a curated record. The coding region runs from base 17 to 787 and encodes 256 amino acids. Lineage: Eukaryota; Metazoa; Chordata; Actinopteri; Cypriniformes; Danionidae.